This is a messenger RNA of Gloeophyllum trabeum ATCC 11539, 870 nucleotides long. RefSeq lists its product as uncharacterized. NCBI's taxonomy places the organism in Eukaryota, Fungi, Basidiomycota, Agaricomycetes, Gloeophyllales, Gloeophyllaceae. The record is from RefSeq and is a predicted model, not a curated record. The transcript has 16 exons. Bases 1 to 870 code for a protein of 289 amino acids.
AUGUCGCCCUUGGACCUCACGUUUGGCGCUCUGUUCAACGGUGCAUUAUUCUCGCAUAUGAUGUACGGCUUGACCUGUGCCCAAGCGAUUUAUUACUUCAGAAAUUACUCUGAGGACAGUACAUGGGUCAAGGCCACAGCCGGAAUCGUCUGGAUAAUGGAUACCCUGCAGCAGCUCUUCCUCGUCCUCGCCCUAUGGUUUUAUUUGAUCGGCGGCAGGGAAGAUACCGGCAGCGCCUUCGGGAACACGAACUGGGCUCUCCUAGCGCAGGUUGUCCCUUCCGAGACGUGUGUCCUCGUGGUGGAAUGCUUCUACAUCCGACGGAUAUGGAUACUCAGCCGCAGGAGCAAGCGAUCUCUGCUCCUGUUCUGCCCGGUAGCCCUGGAAAUAGGCGAGUGGAUGAUGUCCUUAACACAGAUGACGCUUGUUUUGACUCAUGUCUUCUGCGCCCUCAUAGUUAUCGGUGUAGCAUACGCCGCCAAAUGCUUCGGACUACCUGCAUUCAACGGCAGCGUGACAUAUGAGUGGCUCAUAGGCAUAUCCGGGACAUGCCGCGUCAUAGCCGAUCUAGGGAUUGCCGUGUCCAUGAUAUACAUCCUCUGCAAAUCGUAUCGAGGCGGUGUGACACCCAAGUUCAAUUCACUCAUACGAAUGCUCGCUGGCUAUGCACUCGCGACAGGGGUGGUAACGAGUAUUGCAGCCAUCGGAUACCUUGCUGUGUACCUCGCCAUGCCUUUGAACUUUGUGUAUAUCGGCGUGUACGUGGUGCACGAGAAGAUCUACGUCAACUCGAUUCUUGCUUCGCUUAACAGCAGGGAAACACUACGCUCGCUGGCAGCGCAGGAGCUCGACAUACCAGACAUCGCAUGA